Messenger RNA from Paramecium pentaurelia, 1335 nucleotides. Lineage: Eukaryota; Ciliophora; Oligohymenophorea; Peniculida; Parameciidae. The record is from the annotation of a GenBank genome assembly.
AUGACAGUAAUAAUUAAUUCAUUUUAAUGUAAAAAUUUUAUAUAGAGUAGCUGAACAGUGGAGGUGGAUAAUAUGAUCAAACUGGCGAUGAACUUAAGUAAGGAAAUUGGGUAGAAAUAACUGAAAAUCAAGGCGAUUUUUCUUAUGUAAAUUGGAGAGGUGGAUAUUAAAAUGGUAAGAAGAUUGGUAGAUGGGAUAUUUUUUGGAAUAAAAAUGGAAAUCAAAAAAAAUGUAAGAAAUAUUAUAUAAAUUUGAGUGGCGGAGGAUCAUAUGAUGAAGGAGGGGAUAAACAUAAGUUGGGUUAUUGGGCGGAAAUAAUGGAUAAUUUUGAGUAUAACUCUUAAAUAAAAUACAAGGGAGAAUAUGUAAGUGGUAAAAAAGUUGGUAGAUGGGAUAUAUGAUUAAAGCAUUUGUCUACUAAUUAUUACAAUGAAAAAAUGUACAAAUAAAGUUAUAUAGUUUUAAUAAUAAUAUUUUGAACAAUGGUUGGUUAUUAAUGGUGGUGGAUUAUAUGAUGAAGCUGGUAAUGGAUUUAAGCAGGGUGGUUGGGUAGAAAUUUUGGAUAAUUCUGACGAUUCUUAAGUAACUUAUAGUGGUGAAUUUAAAAAUGGUAAAAAGUAGGCGUUUGGGAUAUUAAAUAUAGAUAUAGGAGAAGAGAUCCCUUUUUUUAAAUGUAAGAAUAUUAUAUAAAUUCGUACUCCACAGUGGUGGUGGAUCAUAUGAUGAAAAAGGAACUGAACUUAAGAAUGGUGAUUGGGUAGAAAUUUCGGAUAAUUAUUAUGAUUCUUAAGUAAUGUAGAGAGGGGAGUAUAUAAAAGGAAAAAAAGUUGGUAGAUGGGUUUUUAUGUACGAAGGUAAUCAAAUGUAAAAAUAAUAUAAAAAAUGUUUAAAUUAUGUCAACUCAUAGUGGUGGGGGAUUAUAUGACGAAGAAAAUGAUAGUAUUAAGAUUGGAUAAUGGAUUGAAGUAGACGAGGAAUUUUUUGGUUGCAAGUAAGUUACCUACCAUGGUGAAUAUAAAAAUUAUAGAAAAGCUGGAAGGUGGGAUAUUUUGCUUGGGGAUAAUUAAUGUAAUUCUAAUUAUGUAAAGGGCUUAAUUAUUAACACUAUUAGUGGUGGAGGAUUAUAUGAUGAAGAAAAUGAUAGCAUUAAGAUUGGGUAAUGGAUAGAAUUGGACGAGGCGUUUAGUGGGAAUAAUUAAAUUACCCAUCAUGGUAAUAUGAAAAUGGAAGAAAAGUGGGGAGAUGGAAUAUAUUUAUAAAGGAAUAAUUAAUUUAAAUAAUAUUAUCUUAAUUACUUAACUUAUUUCAACUUUUAGAGGUGGUGGAUCAUAUGAU